CUCGGGGUGUUGCACAAGUUUCGAGGUCACCGGCGAUCCCCCCUAGCAGCGCGCCUGGCUCUGGCCCCCGCGAAGGAGGACGGGGCUUGUGUGUUGCAUACUUUCUAAGGCGGCGGCGACAGCGGCAGUGCGGCAGCGGCGGCUCCAUCCAGCCCGUCGGCCUCUCCUCCUCGGCAUGGCUGGCUACCUGAGUGAAACGGACUUUGUGAUGGUGGAGGAGGGCUUCAGCACCCGAGACCUACUGGAGGAACUCACUCUGGGGGCCUCACAGGCCACCACGGGGGAGGUCACUGCCUUCUUCGUGGCUGACCUGGGUGCGGUAGUGAGGAAGCACUUCCGCUUUCUGAAGUGCCUGCCUAGAGUCCGGCCCUUUUACACUGUCAAGUGCAACAGCAGCCUGGGCGUGCUGAAGGUCCUGGCUGAGCUGGGGCUGGGCUUCAGCUGUGCCAACAAGACAGAGAUGGAGCUGGUCCAGCGUAUUGGCAUCCCUGCCAGUAAGAUCAUCUACGCCCAUCCCUGUAAGCAAAUUGCGCAGAUCAAGUAUGCUGCCAAGCACGGGGUCCGGCUGCUGAGCUUCGACAAUGAGAUGGAGCUGGCAAAGGUGGUGAAGAGCCACGCCACUGCCAAAAUGGUUCUGUGCAUCGCCACUGAUGACUCCCAGUCCCUGAGCCACCUCAGCCUCAAGUUUGGAGCAUUGCUAAAAUCCUGCAGACACCUGCUUCAAAAGGCUAAGGAGAGCCAUGUGGAGGUGGUAGGUGUGAGCUUUCACCUCGGCAGUGGCUGUGCUGACCCUCAGGCCUAUGCUCAGUCCAUCGCAGACGCCCGAGUUGUGUUUGAAAUGGGCGCCCAGCUGGGCCACAGGAUGCAUAUCCUGGACCUUGGUGGUGGCUUUCCUGGAGUGGAGGGGGCCAAAGUGAGAUUCGAAGAGAUCGCUUCUGUGAUCAACUCAGCCUUGGACCUGUACUUCCCGGAGGGCUGUGGUGUGGAUAUCCUGGCCCAGCUGGGUCGUUACUACGUGAGCUCGGCCUUCACCUUGGCAGUCAGCAUCAUCGCCAAGAAGGAGGUUCUCCUGGAGCAGCCUGGCAGGGAGGAUGAGACCGGUUCUGUCCCCAAGACCAUCGUGUACCACCUGGAUGAGGGAAUCUACGGGCUCUUCAACUCAGUGCUGUUUGAGAACACCUGCCCCACCCCCACCCUGCCAAAGAUGGGGAGACGGAAACCCAGAGAGGAGACAAGACUGGUCUCAGGUAUCUCAGCAAACACCGGCAGAGCCAGGCCCAGUCGUGGCCAGGCGCAGCGCAGCCUGGCCCCCUCUUCCAGUCUGCCUCUCAGUUGCUGUCUCCGUCCCGCUCAGGCCCAAGGCCUUCACUCAGACUGUCCUCUCUGCCACCUCGCCUCUGCUUAUUGUAAUCUCCCCCUGUACGGCUCGGUUCCAAGGCUGGUCUCUAGGAGGCCUUCCUGGUUAUCCAGUAGGUGCGCCCACUCUUUCCUCUGAGAUGCUUUACCUUCAUUUGUGCCUCUCCCAGUACAGGGUACAGUGUUCUGGGCCCACACUUUCCCAGGAGGGAAGGACUGUGUGCUGUGCAGCCUGCCUCUCCCUCGUGUGCCUAGUGCAUGCGGCAGAUCUGGAAGGGCUCACAAACCAAACUGACCCAGUCUGUGUUGCUUUCUGAGCAGGCAGCGCGGGCUACGUCACCUGGCCCUGGGCUGGCCACGCUGGCUUAGCAGAUUUGCCUCUCAAAGUCCCAUGAACUCUUGUCUGUGUACCCUCUGAGGGAGCUGAUGCCCAGCAGGGAGAUGGGGGAACGUGGAAGCGAUCCUCCUCAGUGCCGAUGACCAUUUCCAGGACAGAGCAAGAUGGAGGGGAGGACAGGCAGCAAGAAGAAAUCCUGUCACCACUUUUUGGAGUAAAGAAAGGACUUCAUCCGGCUUUCUGGCACUUUCCUUACCAGUGAACAGGGCAUGGUUACACUUGGCUGGAGCGUGACCCCUACUUCAGCCACUCCUAUUGGCUGUGUACGUGCACAGAAAUAAAGUGCCUCGGUGAUGGCAACUGUCCCCAACAGGGAGCA
Artibeus jamaicensis (Jamaican fruit-eating bat) is the source of this 2072-nucleotide messenger RNA. It is a transcript of the gene AZIN2, whose product is annotated as antizyme inhibitor 2. Gene Ontology annotation, molecular function: catalytic activity; ornithine decarboxylase activator activity. The transcript has 9 exons. Gene Ontology annotation, biological process: negative regulation of protein catabolic process; positive regulation of polyamine transmembrane transport; positive regulation of catalytic activity. Bases 176 to 1495 code for a protein of 439 amino acids. NCBI's taxonomy places the organism in Eukaryota, Metazoa, Chordata, Mammalia, Chiroptera, Phyllostomidae. Gene Ontology annotation, cellular component: cytoplasm. The record is from RefSeq and is a predicted model, not a curated record.